AUGGAAGAACGGAGAGUCGCCGAUUAUUUCGUGGUCGCUGGCCUCCCAGAGGAACCAGAAAUACUUGAUGAUUCGGAUUCUGGACAUUUAAAGGGUUACAGCACCAAAGCACCAAUUACAGAUAUAGGUGUAAUUUUCCCUGGACUGGACGAGAAAGUGCCAAAUGACUAUGAGCUACUGGAGUUCACACCUACGGGACUACCAGCUGACUUGAACCAUGGCUCGAUACAGUCGCCCGUAUGUUUUCUGUGCAUACGACGGGGCCGCGACAAGCCCCCUCUCGUCGAUAUUGGAGUCAUGUACGACGGUAGAGAGCGUCUUAUGGCGGACGCGGAAAUGGUGCGCAAAUCUGUGGGCGGCAGAGUCGCGAACGUGAACAACUCGAAGGCCAUAACCUAUAUUACGUAUCGUCGGGCUCAUCCGAGCGCCCCCUGCAACGCCCUCGUCGUGGUAGACAUCUGCGUCAUCGUGUCCAGCCGAGGAGAGACACCGCCGCACGCGUUCUGUAUGAUCGGGAAGAAUUUAAAUAAAGGCUUAAUGGGCAGCGAUGUCUUCCUGUGCUACAAGAAGUCAAUGAACCGCCCGCCGUUGAUAGCUUUCAAGCCUGAGGUACUGUUUAGAUAUCCUACAGUCGACCGCCGCAGUUUAGAGUUUCCGUCAUCUGUACCACUGUUUUGUCUGCCCAUGGGCGCCACAUUAGAACUAUGGCCAAACACGGCAUUGGCUCCGAAGCCCGUAUUUUCCACAUUUGUGCUAACUGUUGCCGAUGCUACUGAUAAGGUUUAUGGCUCAGCAGUGACAUUCUACGAAAACUACCCUCACACCAAAUUAAAAGAAAACCACGAAGAACUGCUCGGAUGGCGAUCUGGUGCGACACACACCACACAUUCGUUACAUGCCAACAAGUGUAUCUGUUUACUAUCGCGGUGGCCGUUUAGCGACACCUUUGAACGAUGGCUGUUGUAUAUACUGGAGAUGUCCUGGACUAAAGAACCUCUUGGUAUACCGAUUGAAAGGUAUAUAACACAUCUACUUGAAGAGGUGCCGUUUCCCGAGCCGCGGAUUCUAUUACAGUUGUCACCCACAAACCCCCACGACCGGGUGAUAGUGACACGGCGGGACGACCAGCCACUCGUGCGCAGCGGUGCCGGUUUUCGGCAGCUGCUGCUCAAUCUUGGACCGGAUAAUUGUUUACUAUUGCUCGCCCUUGCCCUCACAGAACAGAAAAUACUUAUUCACUCGCUCAGACCCGACACGUUAACAGCUGUCUCAGAAGCGGUAUCGAGUUUACUUUUCCCUUUUAAGUGGCAGUGUCCAUACAUACCUCUUUGUCCUCUAGGUCUAGCUGAAGUACUCCAUGCGCCCCUGCCGUAUCUCAUCGGCGUCGAUUCAAGGUUUUUUGACCUGUAUGAACCUCCGCCAGAUGUUACAUGUGUGGAUUUAGAUACAAACAAUAUAACAAUAUGCGAAACACAGAAGCAUAUAUCCUUGAAACUACUUCCAAAGAGCCAAGCAAGGGUUCUGAAACAGACACUUGAACAACUUUUUGCUAACAUUCGACCUACCUCGCCCGUCCAUUAUUCGAAUAAUAACAAAUACAAUGGUGAGCCGACCACAAGUUUAGAUAGAGACUUUCAAAAACGUAAAAAGGAGCAAGCCUUAGAACUAAAAAUUCAAGAAGCUUUCCUCCGCUUCAUGGCUGUGACAUUAGAAGGUUACCGCCGGUACCUCAUACCUAUUACCAAAGCACCAACAGUAGGCACUACAGAUCCCCACGCGUUGUUUCAAAUGGACGCCUUUCUUAAGUCUAGGGAUAAGGCACAACAACGUUUCCUAGCGUUAAUAAUGCGUACGCAGAUGUUCACCCGUUUUAUCGAAGAACGGUCAUUUGUGUGCGACGGCGCAGACCAGGGUCUAACUUUCUUUGACGAGUGCAUAGAACGUGUCGCCUCUAACGAGCCCUUAUUGGACUUGGAUACCGGCAACGCUUCAGAGCGUACCGUGUUUGUGCUACCGCCCGAUCCACCCGAUCCAGAGGAGAAGUACACCUAUGAAAAGUUUGUCCUGGAUACUAACUUAGUGAGUCGAUGCAAACAAUGCGCUCGCGGGGCUAUACAAGCGUUACCCAGCGCUGCCCUCGCCUCCGCAGAAUCGUUAGCAGACGCUUCACCCAUGGCCAGACGUACUAAGCACGAAAUAGCAGCAGCUCAAAGAUUAGCUCGAAAAGCCAGCUUAUCGCCUGAAGCCUGGGCGAAAUGCCUUCUCGGAGCUUGUUACUCGCUGUACUUCUUAGCAUUGCCUUGCCGGCUGAUAUUACACAGAGGCAGAGAACACGCAACGCUACGAGCUGCGUACGAGUUGCUUGAAAGAGCCACUAAACUACGAGUGCCUUGUGAUGAGGUUUGCUAUCGAGUGAUGAUGCAGUUAUGCGGUAUUCACUCACUUCCCGUGUUAGCUGUGCAAUUGCUGUUCCUGAUGAAACGGGCUGGUCUGCAACCGAACGCGCUAACGUACGGGUACUACAACAGAUGUGUACUGGAGGCUGCAUGGCCUAAGGAUAUGCCAAGCGGUUCACAGUUGCUAUGGAAUAAAUUGCGUAUAGCUGUUAUGGGUGCGGCUUUAUUCCGUGCGGCCGGUGCACAGAGGGCUAGUCGAGCAGCAGGAAAUGCAUCGGGUGCGGGAGGUACUCUACCUCGUGUACGCACAGUAGCUGGAGAGGGCUCUGAGCUUGCAGCACUGGCGUUAGCUGAACCUAUGCGCAGCCGCACGAGUUUAGACUCAGUCUGUGUACGAGAAGCAGAAGCGAGUGCUAACGCCUUCGACGCGCUAUGUCGACGUGGGAAUAUCGUUCGUGCGAACACUCAUACGCGCCCGCACACGCGUGCGCACGGCCUAUCCGCGCACGCUGGAAUACUUAUCUCAGGUUUACCCUCAGACCCAGAUCUCAGCGAAACUUCACGACCCCGGAGUAAUUCAUUAGGUAGCGAGGAACCCGAGCAAACAGUUCCAAUAUCGGAAAAGCGGCAGACAAUACACGUAAGUCCAGAAAGUCCGACAGACCUUCGAAUAUUAACGCGGUCUGAGAGCUUUGCGGGUGAUGCGCAAAUUGUUCAAAAUCUACAAAGGCUUUCUUUUGGUAACACAAAUUCAAAGGCUCGUUGUACGCGAGCGCUCAGUUUUCCCGAAGAAUCUGAUCGGGAGACAUCGGCAGUACAGCAUAGCGAUGAUAAUAAGAAUCAACAGUCACCACUCAAGUUAUCGCCUCGUACUCCGGUUCUAGCGGACGACCCACUAGGAGCCCUAUCGCAAGACGAGCCACUUACACCCCCGCAGCCGCGCAUCGAAGAACCGCCUCCGCCUAAACACGAGCUCAGCGUCAGCCCUAAGUUGUUCCACAGGCGAAGCAACUCUUUCCAGGAUGAACCAAUGGAAUCCACCGGGAAACUACACAGGAGCGAGACGGCACCUGCAACCGUUUCAAGUCUGGUCAGCCUCGGGAACACUCUCAAGAUAAGCUUCGGACGCUAUUCGCCCGGCCGCCUUUCGUUACGCAAAGACAUGAAAAUCGGAAAGGAAAUAAUCGAAAGUUACUUCAGUCCAACAAGUAUAGCUGGGAAGAAGUCAAAUGAGCUGCUGCAGAGCGGUCUAAGCAGUUUAAAAUCGGCAGCGACAAGUAUGGCGAAGAAAUUCGAUGAAAUGAAGGAGGUGAUAUCGGCUAACUCUACGCCGGUGAAGAUGAAGGGCGCUAUUGGAAACGCGACUAGUGCGCUCACCAGCUUCAUAGUGGAAGAAGAUUCUACUGAUGGGUCUUCAGAAAUUAAUACAGACGAUUGGUCAAGUGCCACUGGCUUUAGAAGAGCUUCGAGUGACGCUGAAUUAGCUUGCAGUAUGGAACGAGGGUCGUUAGCUACUCUCCUUUCUCACUUACCUGACAAUUUAUAUCCACAACAAAACGAGAACAUAAGCAUGGAGAACGUGUCGGUUGUGGUUCAGAUGACGUCCUGCUCGCAAUGUCACCAGUGUUUGGCGUGGCUCUAUGAUGAAGAUAUAAUGGCUGGUUGGGCCGCGGACGAUUCAAACCUUAACACCCGUUGUACUGCCUGCGGAAGGCAUACUGUGCCUUUACUUUCUAUACAGGUUGUAAGAACCGGACAAACGCAGGCGGAAACUUUAAGUGUGCCUUAUCUAAAUCCAUUGGUGCUUAGAAAAGAAUUUGAAUCUAUUUUAGGUAGGGAAGGCGACGCGUGUCUAGCAGAACCGGAAUUCGUUGAAUCGCAUCCAAUUGUUUAUUGGAACCUCGUUUGGUUCUUGGAACGAGCGAACAUCGAAAAUCACCUGCCGGACUUACUUUGCCCCAACUACUCGUCGCGGUAUACCAGUUCUGACGCACUCUCGGACAGUGAUAAAGUUGGAGGUUGCCGCGUCUUAUGCUGCUGGGACACGAUGCGUUGCGUUGAAGGCGAGGCGGUGCCGCUAUAUCGCGCCUGGCGAGGCAGACAUCAGCCUCGCUCGAGGCAAUUACGCGCCUUACUGCUCACUGAGCAUGACUCGCAACAUCGACAAUCAGUAAUCGUAUCAAUACUGGACGGUCUUCUUAGUAACGAUUUGUCGGACGCGAUACGUAAGCUGGCGUCGUGGAGAGAAUCUACGACAGGCAAUAAGCGUUAUCAUUCCUAUUAUAGGGACAUUAUAUUCCUCGCAAUGACGGCUCUUGGUGAGCCCAACAUCGACUUUGUUGCACUUCAGCGAGAAUAUACCAGGGCACUAGAACAACUAGGAAGUGAAGCGCGACCGCAGGAUUUACCUCCAUCGCCCACUGCUGUGUACUGUAGGCAUUACUUCAAACGACUCCGACUCAAACUCGAAGAAUAG
Molecule: messenger RNA, 4872 nt
Organism: Leptosia nina
Lineage: Eukaryota; Metazoa; Arthropoda; Insecta; Lepidoptera; Pieridae
Source: the annotation of a GenBank genome assembly